This is a messenger RNA of Leptopilina boulardi, 618 nucleotides long. RefSeq lists its product as uncharacterized. Gene Ontology annotation, molecular function: protein binding. The record is from RefSeq and is a predicted model, not a curated record. NCBI's taxonomy places the organism in Eukaryota, Metazoa, Arthropoda, Insecta, Hymenoptera, Figitidae.
AUCAAAGGAGAAAAGAGGAUCCUUGGAUCCUUUUGAUGGUGCUCCGGCGAGGAUGUGGCAACAACGGGCAACCAAUGAUCUUGUGGGAGCACUGGCCAGAAGAAGAAAAAGUCUAAAGCUAAACACCUGAGAGAAGAGCUGAGAGUGAGCGUGGUUUUCGAGAUCAGUGCGUGAGGCAUAUAUAUAUAUUUUUCCAAUUCUUUUCCUUCCGCGUUUCAUGACUUAAAUAUCACAUGUAACAUUUCACCGGUAUAAAAGUGUUUCAAAAAUUUUUUCAUGUAUAAACAUUGCUUCAAAACACUGGAAUGAAAUCGUUUAUCGAAAAGUGUAAAACGUGUUUGACAAGUCUUCUCAGUACCUGGGGAUAAGAUUUUAUGGAGUUAUUAAUAGACUAAAGAAAAUAAAAAAACAAAAAAAAAAAAAAAUGGGAACUAGGGCAGUAGCCGUUGGCGCAUCUACAGGAGCAGUGGUUUCAGGAGAAGCUGGACUCGCUGGAGUUCCAAGACUUUUAGAAGAUUUAGCCAGACUCUCAGAGGACAAAGAAUCCGCCGAUAUUGUCUUUCUUCUAGGAAGAGACGAGACUACAGUUUAUGCCCAUAGAAUUAUUCUUCAAGCCAG